This is a messenger RNA of Penicillium macrosclerotiorum, 1428 nucleotides long. RefSeq lists its product as uncharacterized. The coding region runs from base 1 to 1428 and encodes 475 amino acids. The transcript has a single exon. Lineage: Eukaryota; Fungi; Ascomycota; Eurotiomycetes; Eurotiales; Aspergillaceae. Gene Ontology annotation, molecular function: DNA-binding transcription activator activity, RNA polymerase II-specific. Gene Ontology annotation, biological process: regulation of transcription by RNA polymerase II. The record is from RefSeq and is a predicted model, not a curated record.
AUGCGAACAACCGGUACGUUGGCGAAUUCGCAUCUUACCUUCUCUUUGCAAACUCAAACACAAGCCCGGUCCCCCCGAAGAGCCCCUAGGGCCCAUCAUGCGAACAUCCCGCAUGAUUCCCGUGGCGCCCUUAAGCCCCUUCCUCCUUCCCUCCCCUUAACCCCCUCGCGCCCGUUGAACCGUGCCGUUCGUGGGUUGUCGUAUGUUCGCACGUAUCGUGCUGACCUUCCGCUCACUGUUCAGUACGCUGAAUCCAGCUGCGCUCACUGCGUGGAUUCCAGGAUGCUCAGUCGGUAUCCUCCGCGCCCUCGCCUGACGCGGUUGGAUUCCAAGAUCCGGUGUGCUUCACCAAUAUCCAGUGUCUCAUCAUCUGCUACAUCAGUUGCCUCGACCUCUCCGCCACCCGCCAUGACUGACCUGGUACCACAGUCCACUCCGUCCAAGGAUGAUGAGCAGCCGCCGUCCCCGCAACGGAUGCGGCUGCUUCCGGAGAUGGAAGACUCCCUACCACUCCAGGAUCUCGAGCUUAUGAUGCAUUGGUGCACGACGACCUAUCGGUCCAUGGCCCGGGACCGGUCCGCCGAGGCGCUGUGGCAGGUAGCCAUUCCUCAACUCUCACUGCGCUUUCCGGCGCUUCGGCAUGGGUUGCUUGCUCUAUCGGCUCUUCAGUUGGCAGGCGCCACGUCGAGGGGAGAGCGCAAAUGGAGAUAUUUGGCCUCGGCGCGGGAGCAUCAAACACAUGCCCUGACCGGCAUCAACAGUAACAACGCUGAGAACCUGACGACGGCGCAGUGCAAUGCCUCGUUUGCCUUGUGCUGCGUGUUACUGGUCUUUUCGUUUGGAUAUUGUUUGACUGACGACUCGGACGAGGACACUGACGAUCGGGGCCCGCCUGAUGUUUUGGACGAGUUUCUUGAGGUCUUCGAGCUGACACGGUGGCUCGUGGGCGCUAUGAUGACCACCAUAGAUCGUGUCUCCGCCGGAGAGUUGUACCCGCUUGUCCGGCCGGACGAAGCGCGGCCCACGAUGCCGGAUAUGUCGCGCCUCGUCAUCCUCUCCUUGCGGCGGCACAAUACCAUCGAGGCGGAGCGGAAUCCCGCCCACGAGACGGACGUGUAUGACCAGGCGCUCGAACAUCUACGCUAUUCGUUGGAGCGGCUGAUGAACGGCGGCGAGCCAAAGGACUUUGCCUUCUGCUGGACUUACCGCAUCCCGGUCCGGUUCCAGGAUCUCGUCCGAGAACGGCAGCCGUUCGCCCUGGUCGUGCUCGCUCAUUACGCAGUUGUGCUGCACCACCUGCGCGAGUCGUGGUGGAUGGGUAACUGGGGAGCUCGGAUUCUCCGGGAGAUCGUGGACUCCCUGGAGCCUGAAUGGCAGGAAUUGAUCAGCUGGCCCCUCGACGCGACCGGCUGUUUGUCUGAGGAUUAA